CCAAAAUCCCUCCAACUUAUAGUUAUACCUAUCGUAUUAAACACGCACGGUUGGGAUCUGAAUAAACUCAGCUCAAUUCAUUCAUCUUCGAAUUCAUUCAUUCUCUACCAAAACCCUAAUUCUUCAUCCAUUUUUACUCUCAUGGCUGAUUCACCUCCUCCAAGGAAUUCAAGGUCUCCUUCACCUUCACCAUGGAAAGCUCAAUCGAGAUCAAGAUCAAGGUCAAGGUCUGUUCCAAGACAAAGACCAAGAUCUGACUCCAGAGGCCGUGGCAGAUCAAGGUCUCGAAGUCCUGUAAGGGAGGUCAAUGCUACAAAUCCUGGUAAUACACUAUAUGUUACCGGUCUAUCUUCAAGGGUCACCGACAGAGACCUAGAGGACCAUUUUUCUAAGGAGGGAAAAGUUGCUUCAUGUUUUCUUGUGGUGGAGCCACGUACCCGAAUUUCUCGUGGUUUCGCUUUUGUUACAAUGGAUUCCCAUGAGGAUGCUGAACGUUGUAUCAAGCAUCUCAAUCAAUCAGUUUUAGAGGGUCGCUACAUCACUGUAGAACGGUCAAGAAGAAAGCGUGCAAGAACUCCAACACCAGGGCACUAUCUUGGGCUGAAAAAUACUAGAGACUAUGGCCCUCGUGGUGAUCAUCGCGGUGACCAUCGUGGUGACUUUCGUGGUGACCAUCGUGGUGACUUUCGUGGUGAUCAUCGUGGUGACUAUCGCAGUGAUCAUCGUGGUGACUAUCGCGGUGACUACCGAGGUGAUCGGGGAAGGAAUCGUGGUGGUUCUGGUCGUGUUGAUUAUUCAGAUCGUAGGUCUCCAAGGCGUUCACCAUAUCGCGGUGGCCACGAUCAUUCACCACAGCGCUCACCCUAUGUUGGAAGGUCUAGGAGGGAGAGAUCUAGGUCCAUUCCUCGUUCUCCUUAUAGCCCAGACAGGAGGUAUGCUGCUGGAUCUAGGUGAGAUGUGGUUAACUUGCCUUGUUUCCAUCUGUGAACAGGGUAAGAAAAAUUUGUUUAAUAUUUUAAGUUGAUACUACUACAGCUAUCAGUUUGUGUGCACUCUACUCUAUGUGUGUAUUGUUAGAACUUGUAGUUCUUCUAGUGUGACUAUCAGUCUGUGCCUUAUUAUCGAAGUGAUGCAAGAAUUUGAUUUUGGACUUCAGUGUUUUAAAUUUUCGAUUUCAAGCAUAUAGGAUUUUGCUAUGUGGAGCCUUUGUUUUGGCA
This is a messenger RNA of Medicago truncatula (barrel medic), 1217 nucleotides long. RefSeq names its product serine/arginine-rich splicing factor SR45a. Gene Ontology annotation, molecular function: RNA binding. NCBI's taxonomy places the organism in Eukaryota, Viridiplantae, Streptophyta, Magnoliopsida, Fabales, Fabaceae. The record is from RefSeq and is a predicted model, not a curated record. The transcript is spliced from 8 exons. Bases 142 to 954 code for a protein of 270 amino acids.